CCAACUGCCGAGCGGUUUAGCGCGAGGAGGCUCAUGGCGAGCCCGGCUCUGAGCGGCUCCGUGGAGCGUCUGAAGCGGCGCUACCUGCGCGGGGGGGCGAGGCCCGCGGGGGAUUGUCUUUCAGGUUCAUUGCAGACCAAAUGUAAAAAAGGAAACUCCUUGACAAACACAGGUAACUUGGACAGUUCAUCAGAUAAUACAAUUAUGCCUCUGUCCAUACAUUUUUCACAAUCAAGAAGUACCCAGAAUGGAAGAAAGCACUAUAGCAAACCUCUUAGUGACUUGUUCAAGAGUUUCAAAAACUUGGAUUGCUUUGAUGAUGAGCUGGAUUCGCUCUAUGAUUCAAGUCAGCUAGAACUAGAGGAAGAGGUCAUGAAUGUCUCUGCAACUGAUGCAGUUCCAAAUACAGUCACGUACACAUAUACAGAAACAGAUGUCACCCUACCAUCCAAUUUGGCUGCAAACACAGUAACAUUUAGUGACCAUGAUAUCAAUAGUGGUCUGGUUAGGAAGAUUGUGAGCAAGCCUGAAACUCAGGUACUGAGUGGUCAAAGAUUAAUACCAUCUCACAUCAACCAGAUUUAUGAUGAGCUAUAUGACAUACAUCAGAAACUGCAGCAAGAAAAUUCAGCACAGCAGGAGUAUGCUCUGCAACUUCAGAAACGAGAACAUUUUUUAGCUGAAAGAGAAGCAUUGCUUUUCAAACAUGAAGCUGCUUUGACUAAGAUAAGAGGUGUGGAAGAGGAAGUUCAUGCAAAAUUUCAAAUUAUAAAGGAGCAACACGAGGCAGAAGUUAAACAGCUGUCAGAAACCUUGAAAGAGAAGACUAAAGAAAGCAAGAGGCUCAAAUCAUCAUUUGACACCUUGAAGGAAAUGAAUGACUCUUUAAAAAAACAGAAAACCUCACUCUUCUUGAAGUUAAGUGAUGUAAGUGAGCAGAACAAGAAGAUGGAAGUUCAAGCAAGAAAAGUACAAGCACGUUUAGAGAAUUUACAAAGGAAGCAUGAAUUUUUAACAAUACAGAAAUCUAAAGAUGUUUCUCAAGCAAUGCAAGAAAUUAAAUCUGUGAAGCAGGAAAAAAUGACAGUAACAUCAAAAAUUUGUAAGGGACCACUUAAUUCACAUGUUUAUGAGCUUUUAACUGUUCUUAUGGACUGGAUCUCAGAUCAGUUCCUCAAAGUGAAAAUAGAGGAAGAAGGAAGAGACAAUCAAACAUUAACGUACACCCACAAAAAUUACACACAAGAAAAGUGUGCAAAGCUUUUACCUAUCGUUGCUGAACAACUCCAGUGGAUGCCAUUUGUGAACCCUAAACUACAUAUGCCUGUAAUUAAAUUUAUUUACUGGGCUAUAAGGCAGCUAAACUGUGGGACACAGCAUUCAACUAUGACAUCAACAAUGAGGAGGCUUGGUGAAGACAUAUUCAAAGGCAUAGGAACUAAGGGAAACCAACAUGGUUCUUCUGAGCAACCUGCUGAAAGUAAACCAAAGAUAGCAGCUUUCUUUAAGAGUUCCAUUUUACCUUUGAGAUUUGUAUCAACUUUAAUUGUACUCAAAACAGUAACACAAGGGUUAACAAAGGGAACCAAACACCUGACCAGAGGACGAAUCAGAAAACAAGAUUUUUCAAAUGUCAAGGGAGGGAAGUUUUUGGCUGAUUAUCUGGCUCAGGCAUUUGAUUCCCUUUGCGUGGACUUGAAGACAGAUGAAGGAAAGGCCUUGUUUUUAGAGUACCAAUCUGUGCCUGUUAUAUUAAGUCACUUAAGAAUAUCCAAUAGAGGUCUGCUUUCCAAUGCCAUUGAUGGUUUACUUCAGAUGACAAUGGAAUCUGGUUUUUUGCAGCCUUUCCUAGAAGCCUGCAGCAAUGAGUCCUUUUUCCGUACUUGUUCUGUGUUGCUUCGAAAUCCUAAACUCGAUCUACUGAUAGUGGAAAAACUCAGCAUUAUAUUGCAAAAACUCUCCAGAAUCAAAAGUAAUAAGAAGAUGUUUGAAUUGUUUACUAUUCAUCUAAUGAUCCAAGAGCUGCAGAGGACAACACAUCCAAAUCAUGCUUUUCUCUGUAUUAACCUCAAUUCAAUUCUUUUCAAUUUGGGCUUAACAAGGACCAACUCUCUUAUCUCCAGUCUAAGCACAAGUCACUAACGAACUGUAUUUUAUUAUGGUUUAUGUUCUGUAUAAUUUGUACAAACAAGAUUAUAUUUAUUUAUAAAAACUAGCAGACUAGCUAACAAGAACAUCAAUAGCUCAUUUAUAACUGCAUGGGUUAGAAUUUGUUGUGUUACCCUCCCUUAUAAUCAGUGUAUUCAUUCAAAAAGAAGGUGGGAAAUUGCACAAUCUUCAAGAGGCCUUCUUUGUUUUUAAAUUUAGCUGAAAUAUACUACAGGUUUAGUGCUGUGCUGUUCUAGAAAACUGUCCUGUUCAACACAACUGGCACCUGCUUGCUAGGCACACCACUAGUACCUACUUUCCUCACAAAGUUGUGAAAUAUGAGUUAACCUUAAAAAUAUUAAAAAUUUAAAAUCUUCAAUGUUUUACCAAUAUUUAUUAUUGUUUUUUUGUUUGUACAGGUGGCACAUAACAUGGAAACAGUCUUUUUGCAAAUGUAUUUCAGGAAAAUGCUUGUUUUAAUGUACUGAAGUCAAAUUUUGAUGAAAUUGGACUUGAUGUAUAUUAGGUGUAUUUUGAAUGAGAAACUUUCUCUGGUCUGUGAUAUCCAGUAUUUACAGGAAUCGCUAUUCACUGUUUUCUCUUUACUUAUAUGUAUUUGCUGUACAUCGCUGUGCUUUAUUAAGUCAUGAUACUGGUUUUGUAUUUUUUUAUGGAUUUUGAUUCUAAUAUCUCUGAAAAUAUAAAGUAUUUCUUAAAAUUUUUGGAAUAAUAUUAUUUCAGUUAAAAGCCAUAAUCUUUUAAUAAAACAAAUCCAUUUUCUAUUU
This is a messenger RNA of Gopherus flavomarginatus (Mexican gopher tortoise), 2933 nucleotides long. RefSeq names its product coiled-coil domain containing 138 (gene CCDC138). The transcript is spliced from 17 exons. Lineage: Eukaryota; Metazoa; Chordata; Testudines; Testudinidae. The coding region runs from base 34 to 2142 and encodes 702 amino acids. The record is from RefSeq and is a predicted model, not a curated record.